Molecule: messenger RNA, 2826 nt
Organism: Nicotiana tabacum (common tobacco)
Lineage: Eukaryota; Viridiplantae; Streptophyta; Magnoliopsida; Solanales; Solanaceae
Product: U-box domain-containing protein 44
Molecular function (GO): protein binding
Source: RefSeq, a predicted model, not a curated record
AACAAAACACCACUUUCAAUUAGGAAAAGGAUUCAAUAUUUUAAGGCAAGUUAACCCUUGUAUUUCACGUCAAUGAACUAAGAUGAUGAACAUAACAGACAAAACUACUAGUACUACAGUAAGAGUUGAACCAAGUCUUGGUCUUUCUUCAUUUUCUUCUCUUCUUUCAUACUUGAGAAAAGAAAAAAACUGCAGAUGAGUGUGAAAGAAGAAACAUUAAUCAUAGAGGUGUCCUCUGAUCAACAAUCAAUUAUUACAACAGAUGACACUAUGGGUUCAGAAUAUUCAUCUGCUCAAGAACAACUCUUAGAAUUUAUGGAGAAACUGAGUUCAAUUCUCACUGAAUUGAAAGAUGAUAAAAGGGUUAUUAUGACCAACAGUACUCCUAUUCAGAAAGCCAUUGAAUCACUUGAAGUCGAUUUUAAACGUGCCGAGGCCUUAUUGAAAAGCAGCCAAUUCUCCCCUGCUGCACAUGAUGAGCAACACAUACAAUUACAAGUAAUUGUGCAGAAUCUUGCAAGGGCUUUAGGCCUUGUGCUUUUUGCUAGUCAUGACGUUGUCGAAAUUACUAACAAGGUUGAGAUUGAGACACUGAGAAGAGAGAUGAUGAAGAUGAGUAGUGUUAAUAAGCCUAGUUUGAUCAUGAGUUCAGAUGAAUCCGAGUUCUCAUCAUAUGAUCGAGAGAUAGUGGAAGAAGAAGACGAUCGAAUAACUUUAGAUGUCGAUGAUAUUGUUGUUCAAAUCAAAUAUAGUGAUGCUGAAAAUCUUAAGUGUGCGCUCCAUGGAUUGAAUACAUUGGUUUUGGAUGGUAUGGUUACUAAAGAAAGGGUUCAUCAUGAAGAUAUGAUCCCCGUUCUGUUUAAUCGAUUGAGUUCAAGUAAAGCUGACCAUAGAUUGAUCAUACUCAGAAUACUAAAAGCCCUGGUCGCUCAAGACGAGGAACAUAAGGAAAAGAUGGCAGAAAUGGGAAAUUUAUCGAUACUGGUGAAGUCGUUGGGUCGUGAUUUGGAAGAGCAAAAAGAAGCAGUGGGGUUGUUGGUGAGUCUCUCUAAUGUUGCUGCAGUUAAGAGAAGAGUUGGGAGAAUCCAAGGCUGCAUUGUAAUGUUGGUUGCAAUUUUUAAUGGAGAUGAUCAAAUGGCUUCUCAUGAUGCUGCCAACUUGUUAAAUUCUUUAUCAGGCAAUACUCAAUAUGCUCUUCAUAUGGCUGAGGCUGGUUACUUCAAGCCUCUUGUACACUACUUGAACCAAGGAUCCGAUAUGAGUAAGAUUCUAAUGGCAACAGCACUUUCUAGAAUGGAGUUGACAGAACAAAAUAGAGCUAGCCUUGGACAAGAUGGAGCCAUUGAACCCCUAGUGAAAAUGUUCACAACCGGGAACCUAGAAGCUAAGCAAUCUUCUCUAAACGCGUUGCACAACUUAUCUGGCUCGAAAGCAAACGUUCAGCGUCUGAUAAGAUCAGGCAUCGUUUCAACUCUACUACAGCUUCUUUUCUCCGUGACAUCGGUGCUCAUGACUCUAAGAGAGCCAGCAUCCGCGAUUCUUGCAAAAAUUGCAGCUCAAUCGGAAGCUGGCAUUGUACUAGUGAAACAAGAUGUUGCGCAGCAGAUGCUUUCGCUCCUUAAUCUGACUAGUCCAGUAAUCCAGUGUCACUUGUUAGAAGCACUUAAUGCUAUUUCUGCACGUCCGAAUGCCUCAAGGGUCAGAAGAAAAAUGAAGGAAAAUGGCGCUGUUCGCCUUCUCUUGCCAUUCCUAACAGAAAACCGCAAAACCGAGAUAAGGAAUGGAGCUUUAAAUUUGAUUUACGUAUUAUCUAAUGACAUGAAAGGUGGAGAGCUAAUGGAACAACUAGAAGAAAUGCAUCUGAAUACAUUGAUAAAUGUCGUUUCAUCAUCUUCAACAACAGAUGAUGAAAAGGCCGCUGCUAUUGGUAUACUAAGCAAUUUUCCAGUGAGUGAUAAGAAUGUCACGGAUGUGUUUAUGAGAGCAAACUUAUUGCCCAUUUUGAUUUCCAUAAUAAUGUCUUGUACUCCUACAACAUCACGAUUAUUGGCUGAGAACAUAGCCGCAAUAUUAAUCCGAUUUACUCUUCCUUCGGAUAAGAAACUACAACAGUUUUCUGCUGACAAUGGGGUGAUCAAUGCUCUGGUAAAGCUGCUCACGUGUGGUUCGAUAGUUGCCAAAUCUAGAGCUGCAACAUCUCUAGCUCAACUAUCUCAAAACUCAUUCGUUCUGAGAAAAUCGAGAAAAUCAAGAUGGUUUUCUUGUGCCCCUCCUCAUCCUACAGAUGGUUUUUGUAGUGUACAUGAUUGUCAUUGCUCUACAAGAAGCACAUUUUGCUUGGUAAAAGCAAGGGCAGUGCCUCUGUUAGUCGAAAUAUUACAAGGCAACGAAAGGGAAGCCGAUGAAGCUGCACUAACUUGCCUCGCAACAUUAUUACAGGAUGAGAUUUGGGAAAAUGGGAGCAAUUUCUUAGUGAAAAUGUCAUGUGUACAACCAAUUAUCAAGAAUCUUGAAGAAGGGAUGAGUCUGAAAGCUCAAGAGAGAUCACUUUGGAUUUUGGAAAGGAUUUUCAGAGUGGAGGCUUAUAGAGUUGAGUAUGGUGAAUCUGCACAAGUGGUGCUCAUUGAUCUAGCACAGAAUGGUGACUCAUUGUUGAAACCUACAGUGGCUAAACUGUUAGCACAACUUGAGCUCUUGCAACCCCAAUCAAGUUACUUUUGAGACAUCAUGUUAAUGAGUUUCUUUUUGUAUACUUCAAAUAUUUGUUGAUUGAUUGAAAUAUUGAAAUUGUACAGUGCUUAUACUGAUAAACAUUUUCAGUUGCGA